AUGGCGUUGAGCAAGCAAAGAGUCUCCAAGUCUCCGGCUGCCGCUCCGUGGGAAUACGACGUGUUCAUAAGUUUUAGGGGUGAGGACACAAGGGAUAAUUUUACAGAUGAUUUAUAUGAAAAAUUGGUGGAGCGAGCAAUCAAAACUUCCAGAGAUGAUCAUGAACUUGAAAGAGGCACCACUAUUUCUCUAAAGCUCUUGAAUGCAAUCGAAGAAUCGUGGUUUGCUAUCAUUGUCCUCUCACCGAAUUAUGCUUCUUCCACCUGGUGCUUAGAUGAGCUUUCACAUAUUGUUGAAUGCAUGGAAGAUAGGAAGACCAUUCUACCAAUUUUCUACCAUGUGGAUCCCUCCCAUGUUAGAAAACAAACCGGGAUUUUUGCACAAGCAUUCAACAAGCAUGAGAAAACCUUUAUGAAUGACACAGAAAAGGUGCAACGUUGGAGAACUGCGUUGACAAAAGUGGGUAAUAUGCUUGGGUGGAUUUCAAAAGAUAGAUACGAGAAUGAUCUUAUCAAAGAAAUUGUUGACACAAUAUGUCACAAAGUGCAUCCUACAUGCACAUUGUUAGGUUCAAGAAAGAAAUUAGUCGGAAUUGAGUUUAGAUUAAAGAAGAUAGAUUCGCUUUUAGAUCUUGAAGCAAAUGAUGUUCGCUUUAUAGGGAAAUGGGGGGAGGGCGGAACUGGUAAGACAACUCUAGCUAGACUUGUUUACGAGGGAAUUUCCCACAACUUUGAAAUUUGCAGAUUUAUUGGUAAUGUCAAGGAGGUUUCAGCAGCGUUGCAGACAGUCACGCAAGUUUGGGAUGCUUCCAGUGUGUCGAAUAUGGCAAAGAAAUGUUUUUGUAAGAAAAAGGCUCUUCUGGUUAUUGAUGAGGUGGAAGAAUUAAAUCAAAUGGAAACAUUGGCUGGAAAAAAGAACUGGUAUGGUCCGGCGAGUAGAAUCAUUAUUACAACCAGAAACAAGCGUUUGCUAGUCGAAUAUCUUAUAGACAAACCAUAUGAGCUCUUGGAGCUACACGAGAACGAAUCUUCGCAGCUCUGUCAUUGGAAAGCCCUAAAAAGAGAUGAACCUGAAGAGUUUUAUUUGACACUUACUGAGAAACAGCUGCUCGAUGAAGAAUCUCAAUCUGAGGAUGGUCAUGAACAACCGGCACAACUUCAUUUGGCAGAAGGCGAAUCCAGCAGUAAGUGUCAAAAGUUGGCAAUCAGGAGUACAUACAAAUGCCAAUCCCUCUACAAUGAAGUAGAAAAAUUCUGUCACGAUUUAAACAUGAGGUUGCAAAUUCCUGUGGACUUGGUGGACAGGCGAACAGUUCUCAUCUGGCGUGGCCUUCCUCGGUUUGUAAUGGGAUCAUCGCUAGCGAAAGUGAUGAUGCAAGCAUGGAUAAGGAUUAACGGAUAUCCAAAUCUAAGACAGGAAGUGCAAGAAGGUAUCUGUCUGGCCUUCUCGCGCAUGUGGCUGGAGUCUCAGCAGAUGCAUUCUCGGUCUAGUACUGAUCAUGAUGCCUCCUCCUCUAGUUUUGUUGGAUCUAAACAACUGUCCGAAUUUGAGAAGAAGCUUCUUGAAUACAGGAAACGAACAAUUCGGUUAUUGGAGUAUGGAGAAGCAUCCACAGUAGCUAUCAAAGCAGUGCGCAAGCACGGUCUAGGGAAUACCCUUGAACAUAUUCGAACCACAGGAAAUUUUCCUCCUGUAGAGUGA
Molecule: messenger RNA, 1701 nt
Organism: Malus domestica (apple)
Lineage: Eukaryota; Viridiplantae; Streptophyta; Magnoliopsida; Rosales; Rosaceae
Source: RefSeq, a predicted model, not a curated record